UACCAUAGAAGAUUUAAGAAGAAGAAUCAGAGACAUAACAAGUGCAUAAAAGUUCGCCCAUUCUUUCAAGAAACGCGGAACAAGAAGCGGAAAGCAUCAAUAUGUACUAUGAAAGGUAUAGAGGACAGCCAAACCAGCCUUUCAAAUCUCAAAAAACCAAAGCUUCAAGUACCUAACAGUGAAAGUGGAACGAUAGUGAAACGUAGUAAGAAUUCUCAAACACAUCACAAGCAGCAAGAUGCACUAGUCCCAAUCAAUGAAACACCUAGUUACACAGACAAAAUGAUCUUAAGAACAAAAGUAGUCCUCGAUGAGGAGACAAUACGAGAGUGGAAAUUGCUGAUGCAACAACCGGAAGAAGAAGGCUGCGGAUCAGCGGAAUCUGAUAAGUGUAAGAAAACGUGGGAAACAGAGAGGGAAUUGUUCCGCGGACGAGUGGCAUCAUUUGUUUCUCGCAUGCAUCUUAUCCAAGGUGAUAGACAAUUCUCACAGUGGAAAGGUUCAAUUGUAGAUUCUGUGGCUGGGGUAUUUCUGGCUCAAAAUGUGGCCGACAACUUGUCAAGCUCUGCUUUCAUGUCCCUUGCUGCUGAAUAUCCUUAUAAUUCAACCUCUGCUGAAAAUGUUACAACGAAAGCAGAAAGUGCACUGAUGUCAGAAAAAGCUACUGAAAAUAUUUUAUCAUGUCAAUCCCACAAUGCAAAAGCAAAGAUCAAGCUGGAGAAAUCAUCAAAAGGAAGUGCUAUUACUUUGAGACAGUGGAUAAACCGGAGAAAAGUAUUGAAUCGGUGGAAGAGGAAAAAAGAGGACAUAGGAGAUCAACAAGCUGAACCAGUUUUAAGAAGGAAAAAUGAAGACUUGACAAGUGUAGCCAUUAAAUGGGAUAACAUACUGAAGUCAUCUGCCUUUGUUAAUCCCAAAGAGAGAAGUGAUAACACAUUAGAUGCGAUAGAUUGGCAUGCGGUUCGUGCAGCAACAGUGGAUGAGAUAUCGAGAGCUAUCAUGCUGAGGGGAAUGGACAAAAAACUUGCACUAAGAAUUAAGAAUUUUAUCAACCGCCUGAUGCUGGAACAAGGGAAAGUGGACCUAGAAUGGCUACGUGAAGUUCAACUAGAAAAGGCAAAAGAAUACUUGCUGAGCAUUUAUGGUUUGGGACUGAAAAGUGUAGAAUGCAUAAGAUUGCUCACUCUCCAACAGCAAGCCUUCCCCGUUGACACAAAUGUAGGACGAGUACUCGUGCGACUGGGUUGGGUACCUAUUCAACCACUUCCACGAGGACAAGAGAUGCAUCUUUUAAAAAUGUACCCGAAUGUGAAAGAUGUUCACAAGUAUCUCUGGCCACGGUUAUGCACAAUUGAUUAUUUAACACUGUAUGAAUUUCAUCAUCAGAUGAUUACCUUCGGAAAGGUAUUCUGUACGAAAUCAAGCCCAAAUUGUAACGCAUGUCCGAUGAAAGCAGAGUGUAAACACUUUGCAAGUGCUUUUACAAGUGCAAGAGUAUGCCUGCCGGGACCAGGGGAAAGGAGCUUUGCAAAUACAGAUACUACUUUAGCACCUGUAGACAGUGUGGCCGACGGUAUUUCUGUUCUCAAUCGAACAGCAAUUGUUCCUUUAUUGGGGGAAGCCUCAAGUUCAGAACAUUUGAUUGGAGAUCACCGGAAUGAGCUUAUUACCUAUCCAGCACUUGAAUGUAUUGGAGAAACAGAAAUUGAAGAUCAAUAUGCCAGUGACAUACCUAGAAUAACAUUUGAUGGCAAGGCAUUCGUGGAAAAUUUAUUACGCUACAUAUAUGAGACUGAUCUCUCGAUAAAGGACACUGAUAUGUCUAAGGCUUUGGUCAUUGCCACUCAAGAAGCAGCAUCUAUCCCUUUGCCUAAAUGGAGGAAUAUAAGUCGGUUAAGGACGGAGCACCAAGUCUAUGAACUUCCAGAUUCACAUCCACUGUUAGAAGGGCUAGAGCAACGAGAACCUGAAGACCCGUGCCCGUAUCUACUAGCAAUAAGGAUACCAGGAAAUGCGGCUUCCGCAGAACCUCCAAAAGAGAAGUGUGAAUCCUGUAAUUCCGAUGAAACUCUAAACAAAGUUGAGAAGUGUGGAUCCUGUAAUUCUGAUGAAACUCAAAACAAGGUCGCUGUGUUAAAUAAUGAACCAGGAGACAAUAUCGAGACAGUUCGUGGGACACUUCUGAUUCCGUGUCGAACAGCAAACAGAGGAAGAUUUCCACUCAACGGAACAUACUUCCAAGUAAAUGAGGUUUUUGCAGAUGAAGAAUCCACUAAACAGCCAAUUGAUGUUCCGAGGGCAUGGAUAUGGAAUUUGCGGAGAACGACCCUAUAUUGUGGCACCUCCAUCAGAGCAAUAUUUAGAGGGAUGUCAACAGAGGAAGUACAAAAUUGCUUUUGGAGAGGAUAUGUAUGUCUGAGAGGAUUUAACCGAAAAACACGAAAACCUGGACCUCUUCCCCUUGACCUUCAUCGUCCAAUAAGCAAACCAGGAAAACUGAAGAGUGAAGGAAAAAGAGAAUAAAAUUGUGACAACACCACCUUAUUAAACAUUUUGCUUAUGUCCAGACUGUUGAAUUAUGAUCACCACGUUUUUUGUUUCUUCUCUCCAUGUUCAAUCAUGUAAUUAAUCAAGCUAAC
Nicotiana tabacum (common tobacco) is the source of this 2639-nucleotide messenger RNA. Its product is annotated as DNA glycosylase/AP lyase ROS1-like. Gene Ontology annotation, biological process: base-excision repair; chromosomal 5-methylcytosine DNA demethylation pathway. Gene Ontology annotation, molecular function: 4 iron, 4 sulfur cluster binding; DNA N-glycosylase activity; DNA demethylase activity. The record is from RefSeq and is a predicted model, not a curated record. Lineage: Eukaryota; Viridiplantae; Streptophyta; Magnoliopsida; Solanales; Solanaceae.